AUGAAGUUCUCUGCCUUCUUCGGUACAGCUUUGCUCGCUACAGCAACACUCGCUGCGCCUCUGACUAAGCAGCGCCAGGCACGUCGUUCGCUCAACCGCAAGAGUAACCCUCCCCUAAAGCCCGGUACCACCGAGGCCAUUCGCCUAAAUGGAACUUCCCAUGAAGAGUACAGCUCCAACUGGGCCGGUGCCGUUCUCAUCGGCACAGGAUACACAGCAGUGACAGCUGAAUUCACCGUUCCCACCCCGAAGCUUCCUACCGGUGCCUCCUCGAGCGAGCAGUACUGCGCUUCCGCCUGGGUCGGCAUCGACGGAGAUACUUGCUCCACUGCAAUUCUCCAGACUGGAAUCGACUUCUGUAUCCAGGGAAGCAGUGUCAGCUAUGAUGCUUGGUACGAGUGGUACCCCGACUACGCCUAUGACUUCUCUGGCAUCUCGAUUUCCGCUGGGGAUGUCAUCAAACUCACCGUGGAUGCUAAAUCCAAGACCACUGGUACCGCUGUUGUUGAGAAUGUGACAACUGGCAAGUCUGUCACCCACACUUUCAAUGGUGGUGUCGAUGGCGACCUUUGUGAAUAUAAUGCCGAGUGGAUUGUGGAGGACUUUGAAAGCAAUGGCGAGCUGGUUCCCUUUGUUGACUUUGACUCGGUGACUUUCACCAGUGCUUCAGCCACCAAGGGAGGAUCAAGCGUCGGCCCGUCUGGUGCUACUCUCAUUGAUAUCAGACAGUCUUCCUCUGUUUUGACCUCUUCUUCUGUUUCCAGAAACAGCGUUACUGUCAACUAUCUUUGA
Molecule: messenger RNA, 792 nt
Organism: Penicillium salamii
Lineage: Eukaryota; Fungi; Ascomycota; Eurotiomycetes; Eurotiales; Aspergillaceae
Source: the annotation of a GenBank genome assembly